Zalophus californianus (California sea lion) is the source of this 4284-nucleotide messenger RNA. It is a transcript of the gene CDK18, whose product is annotated as cyclin dependent kinase 18. The record is from RefSeq and is a predicted model, not a curated record. Bases 273 to 1688 code for a protein of 471 amino acids. Gene Ontology annotation, molecular function: ATP binding; protein kinase activity. Gene Ontology annotation, biological process: protein phosphorylation. Lineage: Eukaryota; Metazoa; Chordata; Mammalia; Carnivora; Otariidae. The transcript has 16 exons. Gene Ontology annotation, cellular component: nucleus; cytoplasm.
CCUCCUCUUCCUCCCCCUCCUCCUCCUCCUCCUCCUCCUCCUCCUCCUCCUCCUCCUCCUCCUCCUCCUCCUCCUCCAGCUCAGGUUGCAGCUUCUCUGGGGAGCCGCUCACCUUUCCGGAGCAGGGGAAGCAGCCCCGAGCCCGGGCAGGGACCCCAGCAGGGCGCAGGGCACGGCGCCCAGCCCCGCGGCACCCCGGCUGUCGCGGGCGGGAGCCGGCGCGCCGCGGCCCCCAGGACACGCGCGGCCCCACUGCCUGGUCCCCGCUGACCAUGAACAAGAUGAAGAACUUUAAGCGCCGCCUCUCCCUGUCCGUACCGCGCACCGAGACCAUCGAGGAGUCCUUGGCCGAGUUCACAGAGCAGUUCAACCAGCUCCACAACAGGCGCAAUGAGGACCUGCAGCUUGGGCCUCUUGGCAGAGACCCCCAGCCAGAGUCCAGCACCGUCUCCCCGACAGACAGCGGGGAGGACCCUGGGCAGCCGUCCCCUGGCAUGCAGUACCGGCGGCAGAACCAGCGCCGCUUCUCCAUGGAGGACAUCAGUAAGAGGCUGUCUCUGCCCAUGGACAUCCGCCUGCCCCAGGAAUUCCUGCAGAAGCUACAGCUGGAGAGUCCAGACCUGCCCAAACCGCUCAGCCGCAUGUCCCGCCGAGCAUCCCUGUCAGAUAUCGGCUUUGGGAAACUGGAAACAUACGUGAAACUGGACAAACUGGGGGAGGGUACCUAUGCCACAGUCUUCAAAGGGCGCAGCAAGCUGACGGAGAACCUCGUGGCCCUGAAGGAGAUCCGGCUGGAGCAUGAGGAGGGGGCGCCUUGCACUGCCAUCCGAGAGGUGUCUCUUCUGAAGAACCUAAAGCACGCCAAUAUUGUGACCCUGCAUGACCUCAUCCAUACGGAGCGGUCUCUCACCCUGGUGUUUGAGUACCUGGACAGUGACCUGAAGCAGUAUCUGGAUCACUGUGGAAACCUCAUGAGCAUGCACAAUGUCAAGAUUUUCAUGUUUCAGCUGCUCCGGGGCCUUGCCUACUGCCACCGCCGAAAGAUCCUGCACCGGGACCUGAAACCGCAGAACCUGCUCAUUAGUGAGAGGGGGGAGCUGAAGCUGGCUGACUUUGGACUGGCCCGGGCCAAGUCAGUGCCCACGAAGACCUACUCCAAUGAGGUGGUGACCCUGUGGUACAGGCCCCCUGAUGUGCUGUUGGGGUCCACGGAGUACUCCACCCCCAUUGAUAUGUGGGGCGUGGGCUGCAUCCACUACGAGAUGGCCACGGGGAGGCCCCUCUUCCCCGGCUCCACGGUCAAGGAGGAGCUGCACCUCAUCUUCCGACUCCUGGGGACCCCUACGGACGAGAUGUGGCCCGGCGUGACCGCCCUGUCGGAGUUCAGAGCCUACAAUUUCCCGCGGUACCUCCCCCAGCCGCUCAUCAGCCACGCUCCCAGGUUGGACACUGAGGGCAUCCACCUCCUGACCAGCCUCCUCCUGUACGAAUCCAAGAGCCGUAUGGCCGCAGAGGCAGCCCUGAGCCACCCCUACUUCCGGUCUCUGGGAGAGCGCGUGCACCAGCUUGAAGAUACGGCGUCCAUCUUCUCCCUGAAGGAGAUCCAGCUCCAGAAGGACCCGGGCUACCGGGGCCUGGCCUUCCAGCAGCCAGGCCGAGGGAAGAGCCGGAGGCAGAGCAUCUUCUGAGCCGCGCCCACCCUGCUGCGGCCCCAGGAGCCCCAGGGACAAGAGGUCACAGCGAGCACAACGGCACAACGGCGGGCAGGACGGGGCCUGCGUGGCCCUGGGGGGACUGAGGAACAAGGGCUAAUGGUUGGCCCAGAAGACCUCUUGGCAGCCAUGCUGGCCACGGCUGUUUCCUCUUCCUGCUUCCCACAAGUCUCCCCUGUGGCCUUCACCUCGACACCAACCCCUCUGUCGUCAGCCCUGGAGCUGGGCUUGAGCUGCUUUCCUUGGGGGGAGAUGAGGAGGAGGGGAGGAGGGGACCGCAGACCCUUUCCCACCCUGAGGUGCUUGGGCACCAGCGUGGGACCCACACAGACGGGAGAAUCCUGGCGUCAGGCUGAGCACUGUGCCCCGAACAUGGGCACCACCGUACCUCCCCGCCAGGGGCUGCCUGCCCACACGUCACUCACUUGCUUCCCCUCUGAGAGCAGGAAGCUCGGGCCACCUUGUCUAGGACCCUGGAAUCCUGGGUGCCCACGUGUGUGCCAAAGCCCACCCCCCACCUGAAGGGCAGGUGUCCCUAGAGCGGCAGAGAAGGGGAGCCCAGCCCACUUCUCCACAUCCUCACCCUGUCCCCAUUCCCCUCUCCUGGCCAGAGGCCCCGUAUGCUGCUGGAUGCCCAGCUGAGUCCAGAGGUGGCCAGUCCCACCAGCUGCACUCCUGCCACCUCAGCUGGCUCCUGCCCAUCCCCCCAUUCUGAACGGGAUUGCCUUAAAUUGGCAGGUGGUAGAGCACUCACUGCCCUUGGAGCUCUAACCCAAGCUCCUACCUGUCCACCCUUUCCCGAAAGUAGCUCCUGCUUAUCAUGCCUGGGUCCUGAUAAGCCAGCCCGGGGCCGGGGUCCGGGGGACGACACCCAGAUAGGCAGGGUCACCCUGAUGCUGGUGCCAGGCCAGCCUCAGCUCCUUGGGGCUCGCACAGCCUCCCCUGUUCCCUCCUUCCCGGCCCCUAGGGCCCGGUCCCAUGCUCCACCCCAUCCUGGCACGAGCCUCCCCAUGCCCCCGGGCUCCCAGAGGGCAGGGUGUAAAUGCCUCAGUCUAAGGUGACGGAAGGUGGGCUAGGACACACAGGCUUUGAUCCCCGCCCUAGGGGGCUGGGAGUUGGAAGGCCCGCAGCCCUGAAGAAGGCCCCCCCUCACCACCCCUUCCAAGCACGCCUGUUGUAUUCCCAAGGUCUCAACACUUGGCUGAAUCUCCAAUGGCAACGCCAAGGGGAGGCCAGGCCCAGCUUCUCUACGAAAGCCCCCUGCCCAGCCCCACCCCUCAGCCCGAGGAGCAGCCCUGGAGGGUCUUGGCCUCCCCACAAGUCCCUCCCCUCCUCCCCGCACUGUACUGUGAAUGUCCCGUGACUCAGCACAAAGACAGAUAAUAUAUUUAAUUCAUGUUGCACAGAAAAGCUGAUUUUGACAGAUUGAUGCCAAAGAUGGAGGAUGGAAGGCCCUUCUCAAGGCCUCAUGAGUGUGGGUGGGGCCUGCUUGUAUAUGUAUAUAUAUAAAGUGGACAGAGAGUUUGGUUCAUGUGCAUCUCUGAACCCACCCUGGGCAUGGGAGGGGUGCCCUGCACCCUUCCUGCUGUAUUCCGGAUGUUGCUGCCUCCAGAGCCGGAAGUCAGCUCUGGGCCUUGUGGGGAGGAGCUGAGGAGGCCUUCGCUCGGGGACGGGGCCUGAGGGGUGGGGCCGGCCAGGAGAGCACAGAGGGAGCCCCGGGGAGGGGUCUGGGAGCCAGCUGCUGUGGCUGCCCCUCUCAUUCCCCCAACCCAACGGCUCCCCGACCUCUUGGGAGGGAAGGAGAGGAGGUUUAAGAGAGGGUUGACAUGGGGGAUGGCCAAGGUCAGGGCACAGAAGGAGGGUGCACGUGUCACUAAUCCAAUCCAGCAGCAAUUUCUACAAACUUUGAAUCCACCUUCUGUUGCCCAGAUCGCCUCUUACCUUGGGGGCCCACAGCCUCCUUUCUCUCUCCCAAAGCUCUCCACAUCCUGCUCUGCUUUCCAGUUCAGUGUCCAGGUUUGCUUUCCCAAGAGCACUGUGAGAAUGCCAGGCCCCAAAUGAUACCUCCUGACCCUACCUGUCCAGCAGCCUCGGUCCCCACUGGCCUUUCCCUUCACCACGCCCACUUGGCCUUGGCGGGGGCAUUUGUGGUUUGCAAUAGCCUGCAGCUGCCUGACAAAAGGUCCUAAUCAGUGAUGGCUGCAGGGGUGGGGCCUGGGGCUGACUCUCCCCUGCCCCACCCUUCCCUUCCUGUGGGCUCCCCGUCAUCCUGCCCCUACUGUAUGGUCCAGUGGUCGGGGCUGAUGUCCCACAGGCCGCUACUGCCUUCGCCCUACCGGGCCGCCUGGCCCAGCUAAAUGGUAGGCCAGGCCUCCUUCUUUUCUUCCUUGAAGCAACUCAGCCCCUUGCGGCCCAUCUUUCCACCUCCAUCUGCUUGGACCCCUCCUUCCCGUCUCGACGCUCCACAGCAUUCCACCAGCCCUUCGGUCUCUAGAGCAAAUCAUCAGCACCAUGAAUUGGUCACGGACUGGUUGGUCCUGUGCUGGGCGCCAGGACACCCAGGUGCAUGUGU